Trichomycterus rosablanca is the source of this 330-nucleotide messenger RNA. RefSeq names its product GLI pathogenesis-related 1a (gene glipr1a). Lineage: Eukaryota; Metazoa; Chordata; Actinopteri; Siluriformes; Trichomycteridae. The transcript has 7 exons. The annotation marks the transcript as partial. Gene Ontology annotation, cellular component: extracellular region. The record is from RefSeq and is a predicted model, not a curated record.
ACACUGAAGUGCACCGACGUCUGUGGUCAUUAUACACAGGUGGUCUGGGCGGAGUCGUAUAAGGUCGGUUGUGCGGUGGUCGACUGUCCCGGAGGUGUUCGUAACACGGACUUCUCACACAGACCAGGAGCCAUUUUCAUCUGUAACUACGCUACAGCAGGGAAUUAUCAGGGAGUUCCUCCGUAUAAACGAGGCCCAGCGUGCAGUCAGUGUGGAGGAGAACGCUGUGAGGAGAACCUCUGUCGGAACUCCACUCGAGACUCUGAGACAGGGAACUCCACCCCAGACUCUGAGACAGGAGAUAAGUGGACGGCAGGAGGAGUGAGAUAA